AUGAAUGAGUAUAAUAAUGUUAAUAUGGAACAGAAGAAGGAAAAAAAAAAGGAGGAAGAGAAAUAUAAGAAUAUUAUAAAGAAGGAAUAUUUUAUAUUUCCUCGAUUAUAUGACAAAAAUAAAGAAAUAGAAUACAAUAAAUUAAGGAUACAUAAUAUAAAAGAAUAUAUUUGUAUUCACCUGACCGUAUCUCUAUUUAUUAUUCUUAUAGAAUGUUUUGUAUUUUCUUUCAAUUUGAAUAUAAAAGAUACGACAUCGAUGGAAAUAUGUGUAGUAAUAUUUUCCAUUUUGAAUUGUUUAAUGCAUAUUGUUGUCUUAAUAAAAAUGUAUUUCUUUACAUCUGAAAAUGUGUAUACUAAAUGGGUAUUCAUUGGAUAUAUACUUUUAAAUCAGAUUUUUCAAUUUCUAUCUUUAUAUUUCUUUACCAAAAGAAAUGAACAAAAUAAAAAUGAUAUUGCUCAUUUGAAAUAUUAUGACAACAGAUUUAAUUUGUAUCUGCACUUUUUUGUGGACUCUGUUUUUAUUCUUUGUUUACCAGCAUUAAGCUUUUUCCUGUCUGUUUUCUUUAUGAUCUUGUUCGUUUGCCUAAAUAUCCUACUUUUUAAUAUCGUCAAAUUUAAUAAAGUAAAUUAUGGUAGCGAUAUUUAUCACAUGUGUUUGCUAAGCAUAGUGCUGUUGAUGGUUUUCAUAUUGCGUUAUAUGAUGGAAGAGAGGAAUAGAUUAUUAUUUUUCUUUAUAAAAGAUAUGAUGUUAGAUAAUUAUAGAAAAUGGUAUGCUGAAUGCAUGGGAGGUCAUUAUGAUAAGGAUAAAGAUUCUAUGACAGUAGAUGUUGAUAAUAAUAAAUAUAAAAAGGAGAAGGAUGAAAAUUAUAAAUUUUUAUUUUCUAAUAAAUGUAUAUUGUUUCAUGAUUUUACUCUUAAUGGUUGUUAUAAAGAUUAUUAUUCGAUGAUUUCUUUUUUAAGAAAAUUGUUAAAAAGUUGUAACCUGAAAGAAAAUAUAAAUGAGAAUACUAGUGUUAAUAUUAAUGGGUAUAGAUAUGAGAAUAUGAAUUGUGAUGAUAAUAUAAAUUCGAAUAUACAUAAAAAUUAUAAUUCAUGUUAUGAAGAAUUAAAAAAGAAUUUAAAUGAGUCCGAUAUAUUAACUAUAGCAUAUGAAGUAGAAGUAUUGAAGAAUAUAAAAAAAAUAAAUUCUGAUGAAAUAGGAAAAAAUUGGGAUUAUUCAUUUAUUGAUUCUGAAUAUGGAAAAUCAACUUUAGUUAUAUUAGAAGUGGGUUAUCAUUUGAUAAGUCCAUAUAUAGAAAAUAAUGAGAAUAAAAGAAAGAAAUUACAAUUAUUUUUAUUAUUAAUAAAUAGUAUGUAUUUUCCUAAUCCAUAUCAUAAUGCUAAUCAUGGUGCUACUGUAUGUCACUUAUCAAAAUGUUUAGCUCAUAUAACAGAUUAUGAUAGUUAUUUAAAUAAUACAUAUAUGAUAUGUUAUUUAAUAGCAUCUAUAGCACAUGAUGUAGGACAUCCUGGAAAAACAAAUUCAUAUUUAUCUGAAACAAAUCAUAUAUUAUCAAUACGAUAUAAUGAUAUGAGUAUAUUAGAAAAUUAUCAUUGUAGUAUAACAUUUUCUAUAUUACAACUUAUAGGUUUCGAUUUUUUAAUAAAUAAUGAAGAUACGAAAUUAGUUGAAAAAAAUAAAUAUACGAAUAUGAGGAAGUUUAUUAUUGAGCUAAUAAUAUCAACUGAUAUGAAAUUACAUUUUGAAUAUGUAGACAUAUUUAAAAAAAGAAAAAAAAGUCAAAAUUUUGAUAUAAGUGAUAGGGAUGCAAUUAAUUUAGGAACUAUAAAUAUUAAGCUAGCUGAUAUUGGACAUACAUGUUUGAAAUGGAAAGAUCAUGCAAAAUGGACUAUGUUGGUAAGUGAGGAAUUCUUUUCUCAGAAGAAGGUUGAGGAGUUACACAAAAACAAAAAUAGAGACCCCUUAAAUUUCCCCCAAUUUGGAAAAGAGGAAAACAUAGAUGAAGGAAUGAUUUUUAAUUAUGAAAAUAUAUACAUAAAUUAUAUAAAUAAUAUAAACAACAUAAAUACAUAUGAUUAUAGUUAUAUUAAAUUAAAUUUUAUUCAUCAUCAUGAUUUUGUCAAAAGUAUUCCUAGUACUCAAGUGUAUUUUUUUGAAAUUAUUGUAAUGCCAUUAAUUAAAGAACUUCAAUCAAUGGAAAAAGCAAAAAAAGAAAUUACACAAAAAGUUUUACACAACCUUAAUAUUAAUUUAAAAACUUGGAGACUUAUUGAAAAAAAUAUUAAUUUAUUUUAUAACACAGAAAAAAUGACUGGAACAGAUUAUUAUAAAAAUUUAGAGAAACAAAAGUUAUUAAGGGGAAUACGAUUGUUGGAUAUAGCUGAGGAAGACGUUAUAUCACUAACAGAAAAUUUUAAAGAAGAAAUAAAACAGGAAGAAUCAUGA
Messenger RNA from Plasmodium adleri (nom. inval.), 2448 nucleotides. Its product is annotated as phosphodiesterase delta, putative. The transcript has 6 exons. Gene Ontology annotation, molecular function: 3',5'-cyclic-nucleotide phosphodiesterase activity. Gene Ontology annotation, biological process: signal transduction. Lineage: Eukaryota; Apicomplexa; Aconoidasida; Haemosporida; Plasmodiidae. The record is from RefSeq and is a predicted model, not a curated record. Bases 1 to 2448 code for a protein of 815 amino acids.